Pelecanus crispus (Dalmatian pelican) is the source of this 1236-nucleotide messenger RNA. NCBI's taxonomy places the organism in Eukaryota, Metazoa, Chordata, Aves, Pelecaniformes, Pelecanidae. The record is from RefSeq and is a predicted model, not a curated record.
AUGGUACAGCAGGUGCGAAAGAUUUUUAGGUGUUUGGAAGCACUGCUAUUCAGCCUUCCCCAUCAGGAGCGGCCGCCCGGUCUUGCUGACAUUGGAAACCAACAAGAUGUUAAACACGGGUUUCAGGAAUUGACAAAAAUCUCUCUGGAAAAUCCAGAACGUACCUUUGAUUUGGUACUGAAAGUAAAAUGCCAAGCAUCUGAAAAUGAAGAUCCAGUGGUACUGUGGAAGUUCCCGGAGGACUUUGGAGACCAGGAAGUGCUGAACAGCGUUCCAAAGUUCUGCUUUCCUUUUGACAUUGAAAGGGUGUCCCAAAACCAAGUAGGACAGCAUUUUACCUUCGUGCUCACCGACAUUGAAAGUAAGCAAAGGUUCGGAUUUUGCCGUUUGACGUCAGGAGGCAAGGUCUGCCUCUGUAUUCUAAGUUACCUACCAUGGUUUGAGGUAUACUACAAGCUCCUGAAUACCCUGGCAGAUUAUUUGGCUAAAGAACAGGAAAAUGACUCAAGUGAUUUGUUAAAAUCACUGUAUAGCCAUCCUGUGCCAAAGGCGAAUGCUUUAGUCAGUUUAAGUGUGCACUCGUAUUUCAUUACUCCUGAUAUAACUGGAUUGCCAACAAUCCCUGAAAGCAGAAACCUCACUGAAUAUUUUGUUGCUGUGGAUGUGAACAACAUGCUGCAACUUUAUGCCAGUAUGUUGCAUGAGAGACGAAUCAUUAUUACCUCUAGCAAACUAAGCACUUUAACUGCUUGUGUUCAUGCAUCAGCUGCAUUGUUAUAUCCAAUGUAUUGGCAACACAUUUACAUCCCAGUGCUUCCUCCACAUCUUCUGGACUACUGCUGUGCACCAAUGCCUUAUCUGAUUGGUGUCCACUUAAGCUUAAUAGAGAGAGUAAAAAGUAGAUCACUGGAGGAUGUGGUUUUGCUAAAUGUUGACACAAACACUCUAGAAACCCCCUUUAAUGACCUGAACAACCUACCUGGUGAAGUGGUCUCGGCCUUGAAAAAUAAACUGAAAAAGCAGUCUACAGCUACGGGUGAUGGAGUAGCCAAGGCCUUUCUUCGGGCACAGGCAGCACUGUUUGGAUCCUACAGAGAUGCACUAAGAUACAAACCAGGAGAGCCUAUAACUUUCUGUGAGAAUAGUUUUGUGAAGCAUCGUUCCAGUACUACUAAGCAGUUCCUGGAAACUGCUGUUAAUCUUCAACUGUUCAAACAGGUAUGAGAGGGUAAAUGA